GCCAGCCUCUGCUAGUGCGUCGUCAGUGCGCAGGCGCGCCAGCAGCUAGACUGCUGCUCUUCCUUCUCCCUCAAGACGUAAGGCGUAGGGUCCUAUGUCGCGCCGGGCCCUCCGGAGAUUGAGGGGGGAACAGCGUGGCCAGGAGCCCCUCGGGCCCAGCGCCCUGCAGUUUGUCCUCCGUGAUGACGAUGACGCGGAAGAAGAAGGACCAAAGCGGGGCCCGGGGGUCCGGCUCCCCGGAGGGACAGGGAAGGAGGGCGUCCAAGUCAACAACCGGUUCGAGCUGAUAAACAUUGAGGACCUUGAGGAUGACUCAGUGGUGAAUGGGGAGCGAUCUGACUGCGCACUCACACAUACUGUGGCUUCGGGGAACAAAGCCCGGGCCCCACAUGGAGGCCCAGAUACCAAGCGAGAUGGGGAUGUGAUCAAGGGAGUGUCCCCAGAGCAGUCUAAUGUAAGUGGCAAACUCCGAAAGAAGAAAAAGAAGCAAAGAAACAAAAAAAACAGCACAGCAGAGACCUCGGUGGUUCUGGGCUUUCAGGAGAAUGGCCUGGAAGACAUUGACCGAAUCCUGGAGAGGAUCGAGGAUGGUAGUGGGCUCAGCCGCCCCGGCCCCGCUCCACCCAGCUCUAGGAAGCACGUCUUACAUGUAGAGCACAGACACUUGAAUCCAGACACCGAACUGAAGAGGUAUUUUGGUGCUCGAGCAGUCCUAGGGGAACAGAGGCCACGGCAGAGACAGCGUGUCUACCCCAAGUGUACAUGGCUGACAACCCCUAAGAGUACCUGGCCCCGGUACAGCAAACCAGGUCUGUCGAUGCGACUGCUGGAAUCGAAAAAAGGUCUCUCCUUCUUUGCCUUUGAGCACAGUGAGGAUUACCAGCAGGCACAGCAUAAGUUCCUGGUAGCUGUGGAGUCUAUGGAGCCCAACAACAUUGUGGUCCUGCUCCAGACAAGCCCCUACCAUGUAGACUCACUCCUGCAGCUCAGUGAUGCCUGCCGCUUUCAGGAUGACCAGGAGAUGGCACGAGACCUGACAGAGAGAGCGCUGUACAGCAUGGAGUGUGCAUUCCAUCCUUUGUUCAGCCUCACUAGUGGGACAUGUCGGCUGGAUUACCGCAGGCCUGAAAACAGGAGCUUCUACCUGGCCCUCUACAAACAGAUGAGCUUCCUGGAGAAACGAGGCUGUCCACGCACUGCACUGGAGUACUGCAAACUCAUCCUCAGCCUGGAACCAGAUGAGGACCCCCUCUGCAUGCUGCUGCUUAUUGACCACCUGGCCUUGCGGGCCCGGAACUACGAGUACUUGAUCCGCCUCUUCCAGGAGUGGGAGGCGCAUCGGAACCUGUCCCAGCUCCCAAAUUUUGCCUUCUCUGUGUCAUUAGCAUAUUUUUUGCUGAGUCAACAGACAGACCUCCCCCAGCAGGAGCUUAGCUCCACAAGGGAAAAGGCCUCCACCCUCAUCCAGCAGGCUCUCAUCAUGUUCCCUGGAGUUCUCAUGCCCUUGCUGGAGUACUGCAGUGUGAGGCCUGAUGCUGCUGUCUCAGGUCACCGAUUCUUUGGCCCUGAUGCUGAAAUAAGCCAGCCACCUGCUCUGAGCCAGCUGGUGAGCCUGUACCUUGGGAGAUCGCACUUUCUGUGGAAAGAACCUGCCACCAUAAACUGGCUGGAGGAGAACGUCCGUGUGGUUCUGCAGGCCGUGGACGCAGGAGACCCUGCUGUGGAGGCCUGUGAGGGCAGGCGGAAGAUGCUAUACCAGCGUGCACCCAGGAACAUCCACCGCCAUGUGAUCCUUUCUGAGAUCAAAGAGGCUGUGGCUGCGUUGCCCCCGGAGGUGACCACGCAGUCUGUGAUGGGGUUUGACCCUCUGCCUCCCCUGGACACCAUCUACUCCUACAUUCGACCCGAGAGGUACCUGCCCCUGCUUUGCCCCGCGCUUGUGCAGACCCAGAAGGCUAAGUCCCGUCAGCCAUGGAAACACAGUUGCCCUCUUCUUCCGGUCAUUAUUGCCAAACUACGCUAUGGAGGGGGAAAGGCCAGAGGAAGGAGUGGCUGGGGGUCUGAACCAGGGCUUGAACCGGCUUAUGCUGGCUGUGCGUGACAUGAUGGCCAACUUCCACUUCAACGACAUGGAGAUGCCACGCGAGGAAAACCCCGAGGGAGAAGGCGACUGGGACUGACACUGUACAAUUAUGUUCCUGAUUUCUGUUCUGUUUGGGGGCGAACAGUUCCCUGAAGUAGAGAUACUGAAUGUACGGUUGCCCCACGUCUUCUGUUUCCCUAUAAAUGUCAGUGGUUAUGCCCUCC
This is a messenger RNA of Cavia porcellus (domestic guinea pig), 2307 nucleotides long. It is a transcript of the gene Tcf25, whose product is annotated as transcription factor 25. Gene Ontology annotation, molecular function: protein binding. Lineage: Eukaryota; Metazoa; Chordata; Mammalia; Rodentia; Caviidae. The record is from RefSeq and is a predicted model, not a curated record. The transcript has 18 exons. Gene Ontology annotation, cellular component: RQC complex. Bases 95 to 2101 code for a protein of 668 amino acids.